Molecule: messenger RNA, 5045 nt
Organism: Dermatophagoides farinae (American house dust mite)
Lineage: Eukaryota; Metazoa; Arthropoda; Arachnida; Sarcoptiformes; Pyroglyphidae
Source: RefSeq, a predicted model, not a curated record
AAUAUCGAUUAGAUCGAAUAAACAAUCAUUGAUUGAUGAUGAAUAAUAUGAUGGGUACAGUUUUCGGUAGCAAAUAAUAAAAAGAUUGUUGAUUGUUGACGAAAUUUAUCGAUCGAUGUGGGUUUUUUUUUGUUGUUCGAAGAUCAAAGGAACAAGAAAAAAUCAACAACAACACUCACCAAUGCAAUUGAUUGGAAGAAUAUUUGGCUAUUUAGAUAAUAGAUGUGAUGUUGUUUAUUCUGGAAAUUAAUCUCACAAUCAGUUUUAUCGUUGAUGCAUUAAUUUUUUGGAUUUUUAUCCAAAAAAUUCUUCCAAAUAAAAGAUUCAUUCUAUUGUAACACAAAGAUCACAUAUUGUGUGAUUAUAGUGGAUCCGUGUAAAUCGAAACACGCGAUCCACAGUAACCAGACCACGUGUUUUAUCAUUUCAAUUGAUUGAAUUUUUCUGUUCAAAAAUUGUUCUUGUUUGUUCGGAUAAGUUUUUUUUUCACUAAUUGUGAUUCAUUAAUCAUGACUCGAAUAGCAGCUCGAGCUAGCCGUGGUCGUGGAAAAAAAUUACUCAGAGGACAAGCAUGUUCAUCGAAUCCUGAAACGAAAAAACAUCGUGCCAAAAUUGCAAAAUUAAUCGGCAUUUCUACGUCCGAAUUGGGUGAUAAAUCCACUCAUUCAUUGAAACCAAAAUUAACACGUGAAAUGUUGGAAAAAUUUGAUGCCAUUCAACAACAAAAACAACGUAAUUCAAUUAAUGGUGUGCCCGAACAACAACAAAAAGUCGGUGUUGAAAAUUGGUUACAAAUAUCAAAAAAUCAAGACGAAAAUGAUAGUAGUAAUUCUAAAAGUGGAACUUCCAACAAUGAACCUAUGAAUGAUGAUGAUCAAUCUAUACCGGAUGAUGCAUUCACCAUUGGUAAUAUAUCAGCGGCCAGUAUAUGGUCAAAUUGUACAAAUGUUAGUUUUGAUAAAUUUCUCAACGGUUUUGAUCCAAAAUCCAAGAUUCACAAAGCUAUGCUAACGGUAUUGGCCACUGUUCGUGAUGCAAUCGACAAAGAGAAUGGAAAUGAAACUGAAACUGAAUAUUUUUCCGGACUUAUGUUGGCUUUGGAUUGUGUAGAUUCAGAGGAACGAUUAACUGCUACAUUAGCGUUAUUACAAAUGAUAUUGAAACGUGUUCAAACAUCUGUUUUACGAUCAAAAUUUUCUGAAACAUCCACUGCAUUGAUGAAGAUAUUAUCACAACAAAUUAAUGUGGCCAAUCCAAAUGGUUACCUAACAAAAUCGGUAAUCAAUGCAUUACAUACAUUGUUACGAAAUCAAGAACUUGCCGUAUGGCAACUGAAAUCCACUCAACAAAUAUUCGACACAAUACUUUUGUUUGUAACACAUCAAAAACCACGUAUUCGUAAAGCAGCUUGUUUUGCUGUCAUAUCGUUGGUUUGUUGUGGUGGCGAUCGUAAAUCCGAAAAUUCAAAUCAAAAUUGCUCACAGAUUGCGGCAAAAUUAACGGCUGAAUUCUGUAUACGUAAACUUGAUCAACAUUUAUCAACAACUAAUGAUGAACAUUUGAAUAUCGUUUUAUAUGUGCUAACAUUGUUAGCCGAUACAAUGGCCAUGUUUCCAUCGGUUCAACAUACAAAACAUUUGGCUGAAUCAAUUCUUUCACACAUGACUUUGGGCAAUAUCCUAUUGGUGACCGGAGCAUUGCAUACAUUCUAUUCAUUUUUUCUUCGUCGUCCAAUGGCAAAUGUAUUAAGUGCCGAAUUGAAUGCUCGUCUAUUGAAUGCUUUAUAUGAUUAUCAACCAAAUAUUAAUGAUGAACAACCAUUACAGGCAUGGUGUGCUGCAAUCAAAGAAGCUCUACUCUGUCUUCAUGAUCUUGAUAGAAAACUUUUUUCUUCUCAUGCACCGAAAUUAUUCCGUACAUUUAUUACCAUUUUACAAAGUGAUAGCACUGCUGUUCAUAUGAACAUUGUCAAUUCGAUCAAAUCGAUGAUGAAAACGAUUAUUGAAGAUCCUAAUGGAUCAUCGAUUGAUUUAUUGGAAAAAUUGUAUGAAGAAAUGGACAAUGGUUUAAAAUAUCAAUAUAGCCAUGUAUGGAUGGAAUUUAUACCAAUUUUCGGUGAAGUUUUUUUGGUGACUAAAGAAACUCGAUUACUAACUAAAAUGGGUGCAAUCAUACAACGUAUGGCUAUUAUUUAUGAAUCCAAUGAUAACGAUGUUAAUGAUGUUUUGGAAAAAGUUUUUGCCAAAAUAAUCCAAUCACAUGGUCCACAAUUUGUAUUACAAUAUUGUCCGAUUGUUUGGAAAACAUCAACAUCGUCAUCAUCAUCAUCAAUGAGUGAAUAUAAUGAAUUUCGUGGUGAAUUUUCUAAUGCAUGGCUCAUACCAUUAUUACGUGAAAAUAUUGAUGGUAAUUGUGAAUUGGCUCUAUUCGCCAAUCAUUUCUUGCCCAUGGUAGAUGAAUUGAUGAAAAAAGUAUCGUUAUGUCAAAAAAUAACACAAAAAUUAAAAGAAUCAACUAAAAAUUCGAUGCAAAUUGAUAAUGAUGAUGAUAAUGAUCAAUCAUCAUCAAUUCAUUGUUCAUCAUAUGAAUCUUGUUUGAUAGUAAUGAUGAAAGAAUUGAAUCGAUGUGUUCAUGCUAUUUGGUCAUUAUUACCGGCAUUAUGUCGACGACCGACAGAUAUGAUGGUUGUAUUUCCAAAAAUUGCUAAACGUAUCGGUGAAAAUCUUUAUAACAAAGAAUUGGCCAUCUAUUCAUUGGUUGCAUUGAGAAAUCUAUUCAAAUGUGAUCAUUCAAUCCAAUGUAUGGUUGGUUCAUUUGCUAAAAAUUUAUUACCAAUUUUAUUCAAUAUUUAUACAAAUGAAAAUGAAAAUACCCGUAUUGAUCAUGAUCUUCGUUAUCCAGUAUAUGUUAUUGUCAAACAUUUGAUUCGUUACAUGUUGAUGGAUAAUAAUAAUUCUGUUGAUGAUGAUUUGUAUCAUCAAUUUUUCAAUAAAUUAAUCACCAUUUUAAAAGAAUCAACUGGUACAGAUUUUCGUCGUAUGGCUUUGAUCGAUUUGGUUGAUGCAUUUUUAUGGACACCAGAAAAUCUUCGAUUGAAUGAAAUUGAAUAUGUCUACAAUCAACUAGUUAAUCCAUUGAUUGAAGAAAGUAAAUUACCAGCUGAACAGAAAAAAGGUUUUCGUUUAAUUGAACCUAUUGUACAAAGUAAAUCAAAUAGUUGUGAUGAAUUUCUACGUAAACAUAUGGAACACAUUGUUAAUCAGAUGAUUUCUUUAUUUGAAAAUGAUAAAAUUCGUUCACCAUCAUCAAGAUCAUAUGCACUUCGUUUAUUUAAUUUAAUUAUUCAACGAUUGAUCAAUGAUGAUGAUGAUGAUGAUGGAAACCGUAGUAAUGUAAUGAUUUUAAUACAAAAUUUCGUACCAUCUAUAUUGAAACAAUUGACGAUAAAAUCAUCGAAAACAAAAAAACAAGCAAGAAAAAUUUUACUCACCAUAUCUGAUUGUUUUGAAAUGUUUGCUUCUUCAGCCGAUGGUGGUGGUAGCGGUAAUAAACAUGAUGCAUAUGAAAAAUUAAUCCGAUUGAUUAUUGAUCCAAUUAUUCAUGAUGGUAAAAUAACCAAUGAUGAACGAACAUCACGUUUGGAUGCAAUUGUCUAUUUGUUUGUUGAAAAAUUUCAUCAUCCAUUAAUCAAAGAAAGUCUUGUUGCUACGAUUGCCGAUACGGUUUUUUCAUGUUUUUCCACAGAAAAUCUUGAUCAUUGUACACGACCAUUGUUGAAUAUUUGUUUUGAAUUUAUUCGUCAUUUUUUACUGAAAUCAACGUCAAAUCUUUUUAAUUGUUAUAUUGAAGUCAUUACCUGUGGUAUUACCAAUCUACCCAUUGAACAUCGAACCAAGUUUCAUCAAACUGUUAAAGUUUUAUUGACAAAACUUUGUCGUAAAUUUGGUUUCGAUCUAAUCGAUAGUAUGGUGUCAGAUGAUUAUAAAAAAGUGAUGAAAAAUAUUCGAAAAUUGGAAGAACGAAAAAAGAAACAGAAAAAACAAUCAACAUCUGAUGACGAUAAUGAUGAUGGCGAUGGCCAAUCGGAUCGAAAAUCAAUGUUCGUUCAAAAAUCAAGAAAAUCACGAAAAUAUCUUGAUUUUUCCGAUGACGAUGAAGAAGAUGUCGAACGUUUUGUUAAUGAUGAAUUCGAUGAUAUUGGUGAUGAUGAUGAUGAUGAUGAUGGCCACAGUAUCAGGAAAAGUUUUCGUAGCCGUACAAAUAAACAUUUGGAUAUCACUUCUCGUCUUUCAAAUGUAUCGAUCAAAAGCUAUAUACGUGAAUCUGUGGAUGGUGAUCCUAUUGAUUUGCUUAGUUCGAAUGCAAAACAAAAUGUUUUUUCAAAAAUACCGACAAACUAUAAACAACAACAACAACAACAACAUAAUAAUGAUUCAUCAGUAGAUAACAAUUCAAAUAAUAAUAAUAAUUUACCAUAUGGUGAAGAUGGUCGUUUAAAUAUUGGUAGAUUACUUGAUCAAUUGGAAGGAAAACGUGGUCAAAAACGAUCAGCUGAUGAUUUGAAUAACAAUGAUGAUGAUGAUGAUUCUGAUGACGAUUCAGAUGAUGAUACACAAUUCAAAUCAAAAUCUUAUAAACCAGGUGGUCGUGGUAUUCAUCGACCUGUUGUUGCUACAUCAUCAACAACAGGCAAUGAUAACAAAUCAACGAUAUCAUCGAAAAAAUCUACAAAAUCUAAAAAAAGUUCAAUCACAAACCAUCACGGUGGUGGUGGUGAUGUUUAUAGAUCGAAAAAAGCUUCUGGUGAUAUGAAACGACGUGGCCUACCUGAUCCAUAUGCUUAUUAUCCAUUGAAUGCAAUGUCAUUGAAUAGACGUAAACAACUAAAACAACGUGGUCAAUUGAAAGCAAUUGUAAAAAGUGCCCAAAAAGGUGCAGCCAAAGGGCAUCAUAUUCGAAAUAAACGUCGUAAAACACAAAAAUAAUGUGUAUUUUAUUAUUCAAAUUCAAAAUUUUAUUUUUCAUAUCUCAAAAAAUAAAAUAAA